AUAGAUUUGAGCCCUGGUGAUUUAUUGUACUACGGGGGUGUAGAAUGGUUAAACAUCUCAGACUUCCUAGGCAAAAUCAAAAAAGGUCUGGAGUUGCACGCCAUGUGUUUUGUUUUCAAAACUGCUGUUGUUUUCCUUUGUAAGGAACGAUUGAGGCAGAAGAAGAAACUGAUGGGAGUUUCGAGCAAGAGCUCUUCAUCCGAAGUAGAAAUAAUUAGGUAUCAGGUGCUGAUUCCAGUAACGGAAGUUCAAGUGAGGGCUUCUUCGGCGAAGGAUAUGGAUUCUCAUUUCCUGUGGGAAUUGAUACACUUAAGAAAUCAAUUACAAAGGAGAUCAGAGAAAGUCUACGUUCUCUCGAAUAGCACUGCCGAUUUCCGAAAUGCCUUCUUGAAAACGAUACGACAAAUCAUAAGAGAAUCUGUUCGAAACAUGUCGAUACCUUCUACAAAACCAGGAACGGGCCCAGGAAUACUUCUAGUCACAGGUCACAAGACAAGUCAUAGCACUAGCCAUACUCUCGAAAGACCAGACAGGGUAAAAACAGUAAUAGUUCAGGGAUCACACACGCUAGGAAAAGUGAAGAAAGUGAGAACCUCUCAAAGACAUUCUGCUGGUAAUAUCGAUUACGACAAUAUAAGCCAAGAAACAGAUGAGCCACCAAGUGGAAGUUUUAGGACUAGAUGUAAAACUGUUGGAGAUGCUGCAGAUCCACUGAAAAGGCCCGACCAUGAUAAAAAUGAUGCGAGUAAUAAAUCAGAGGGAGAAGACGAUUCUCAGACAGGUGUAAUUAAACCAAAAGCUACCUUGGGAAAGACUCCAAAUCAUUUAACUUUAAGUACCACCUCAACUCUAUCCGCUGGUAGUACCGGUAGUCAAGCAAGACUAAUACAAUCCUCCCAUGCUCCAGAAACAUUUCAACCGAUGCACGUAGAAGAACUAGGGUCGCCCAUAUGGAAGCCAAGAGACAGUAGUAUAGAGCCGACCUCUACCACACUCCCGCGCAAGGCCAGAGAUCACAAUAUGGCUGAAUUUAGCGCAUCGCGUAAGUCUCUGAUAGAAACCAGCACAGGCCUGGAGAUACACAAUACGUACAAUCAGCAAUAAGGCCAAGACAAAGAAAGGCUUACGAUAUGGCCUUCUUUUCUGAUAAAAAACCUGACUGUUUGUAUGAUACGGUGUUUGAGUAUAUAGUGCUGUGGGGAGUUUCCGGGGUUUGAGCGGCUUUGCUAAAACGUAUUUUGAAGCCAUUUUUAGUUUUGCUACUCAGAUUACAUGUGCUCUUAUUAAGAAUAUUCACACAGACUAUGACAGAAUCAGAAUCCACGAGUGAAUACACUCAAAAAAACAAAUAAUUUUAUGUUACGCCUAUAAAAACUAUUCAAUAAUUAUGAAAAGUGGAGAAGCAAGAUUGAGAUCAUAUAUUCAGUCAUAUUUACUUUCAUUAUUUCCCCAAAAUUGCAACGUUACCUGUUCCAAAUAUGUUACGAAUACAUAUCAGAACAUCUUCGGAAGUGAUCGGUACUUUUCAGGGAUGGUUUAUUUAUUUGUUUGUAGUUCGCUAAUUUCAGAGGUUUUUCCAACGUUUCAGUUGAUAUUAUCAAAAAUCGUUAAUGGUCCUUCGUUAUGAAAGGUGUCUGAAUUUUUUAUUUCAAUACAAACAAAAACGAGAAGCUUGAUGAUUCGUCGAUGCUACCUUCCUCUUAAAUUUCUCGAUGUUGCUUUCUGAUUUGUGUGGAUGAUAAUAAUCAGGCACAAAGUAGACAGUGAUUGGUUUCCUCAAAAUGUUAUAUAGGUGGUAAUUAAAAUUCAUACUCAUAUUGUUUACUGAUUACUAUCAUUGGAACGGUUGAACUCUUUGGGAACUUCUUAUUUAUAGAUAUUUUCUUGUUUUCCGAUAUGAUGCUGCAUCUCAUUCAAGUGUUUCUCAAUCAAAAAUAAUUUAAUACCUAUCUGAUUUGGAAAUAACGCUGUAAAAACAAUAUUCCAGUUUGUAGCGUUUCUUUUGUCUAUACAGUUUGAUUCUGUUAAUAGCAAAAUGAAUAUAUUUUGUCUAUGGAUUCGUGAUGGUAAUAUUUGGUAUAUGUUCAAAUACAAGUCUGUAUGUUUUAAGUUGCGAUAGAAUAACACAAAAGCGAAACAAAAUCAUCUGAACCACUCAAAUAGAGGAAGUCCCGUCAGCAAAUCGAUAAACUAUGAUAGUAUUUUUCACUAAACAUAGUAUCGAUGACAUUGGAAAAAUAUUGAGAAUACAAAAAAAAAUUUGAAACAUCCAUAGAGUUUUCAAAACACAACCAAUAAUAUCGUCUUCUCUAUGGAAACCUAAAAUAUCGGUGAUCAACUCUAUCAAAAUAUAAAAACAACAUUGAGUUGUUCAAUUCAGCUACUCAAAAGUUGAAAACGAAAUUUGGAAACCAAGGAACAUUAAAAAAAUAUACGCGUGGAAUUCAAGAUGUGAUUGAAUCAUCUUUAUUUUUAUUUUUUUUUUAUUAUUUUUGCACAAAAUCUAUGGUGAAUGAAGUGAUCUCUUCAUACAGAGGACACUAACCAACUUGGUCUAAUGUGAAAAAAAGUAAGUUUCAAGUUCAACUGUAAUUAAAACACUAUUUUACUAUAUCUUUACAAAAUGUAUUCUCUCAUGGAUUCAAAAAUUACACAAUGAAUGGAAUUUGUAGAAAUAGCCUUUUAUAAUAUGAAAUCUGAGUCAGCUUUAUAAAGCUUGAUUAAAAUCAUUACCAAACAAACUGUUCGUUAUUAUUCCUCCAAUUGCAAAAUGAACAAAGACUAUUCAUUCCAAAAAUUUAAAAAAAAAUUCUAUAUUUUUACCAUUUUCAUUCGUAAGUAAUGUUACUGCA
Leptinotarsa decemlineata (Colorado potato beetle) is the source of this 2852-nucleotide messenger RNA. RefSeq names its product guanine nucleotide exchange factor still life (gene sif). The record is from RefSeq and is a predicted model, not a curated record. Gene Ontology annotation, molecular function: guanyl-nucleotide exchange factor activity; protein binding. Gene Ontology annotation, biological process: activation of GTPase activity; small GTPase-mediated signal transduction. Lineage: Eukaryota; Metazoa; Arthropoda; Insecta; Coleoptera; Chrysomelidae.